AUGGAGCUCACCAUCGCGGCCGAGGUGUGGAACAAAGCUAAAGUCAACGUCACCUUUGAGUGGAUACACCUAGCUACAGAUGCCACCUUUCUCCUCUCCCGUGCUGGCAAAGGCGGCCGUACCCUGGCUAUGUCCUUCUUCCCCAAGUCGGCCGACCUGAACUCCAGGUUGUCUUCUCGGCUUGGUCACUUCCUGGGCCGCCUCAAGCACGAAUUUGCCAUUGAAGGCCCCCCAAUCUCUGAUAUCGAGGCGGAGGGGCAGGGUGCAGUGCCGCUGGGCGCUCGAGACCCCAAGUCGGUCAUGAAAUACGCUCCUGAGCCGCCCGAGAUGCAGGAAUCCAACAUUGACUCCACCAAGAUGUCCUACGCUUUGAAGCCUGACGAGAACGGAAACCCACCCAUAGUGGGAUUUACUAAGGUCGUCGAGUACAUCCAAUAG
Messenger RNA from Fusarium falciforme, 438 nucleotides. RefSeq names its product Peptidase-M10 domain-containing protein. The record is from RefSeq and is a predicted model, not a curated record. Lineage: Eukaryota; Fungi; Ascomycota; Sordariomycetes; Hypocreales; Nectriaceae. The transcript is spliced from 2 exons. Bases 1 to 438 code for a protein of 145 amino acids.